This is a messenger RNA of Gossypium raimondii (Peruvian cotton), 2965 nucleotides long. RefSeq names its product protein IMPAIRED IN BABA-INDUCED STERILITY 1. The record is from RefSeq and is a predicted model, not a curated record. The coding region runs from base 439 to 2577 and encodes 712 amino acids. Gene Ontology annotation, molecular function: ATP binding; cyclin-dependent protein serine/threonine kinase activity; RNA polymerase II CTD heptapeptide repeat kinase activity. Lineage: Eukaryota; Viridiplantae; Streptophyta; Magnoliopsida; Malvales; Malvaceae. Gene Ontology annotation, biological process: protein phosphorylation; positive regulation of transcription elongation by RNA polymerase II. Gene Ontology annotation, cellular component: cyclin-dependent protein kinase holoenzyme complex; nucleus. The transcript has 9 exons.
UUCUUUUUUAUUUUCCAUUUAAUUUUCUCAAAAUUUUCAUUUGAAAACUGUUUUUUUUUACUUAUUUUUUUUCUUUUCUAUUUCGAUCAUUCCGUUGAUUUCGGUAGCUUCAGAUUCUUUUGUUUGUAAAAACAAACCCAUUAAAAUCUGUGCUUUCUCCUUUCAUCUUCUUCGGCCAUCGCUGCUACUAAAUAAAAUAUAUAUACAUAUACUACAUAUAUAUAUAUAUACAUUUUUGUACAAAAAAAACAAAGAUGCUCUAUCUUUGAAAGAAAGAAGAGAUGGGGUGCAGCUGAAAGGUUGAAAUUCAGUUCACAACUCACUUUCUCCACUGUUUUGUUGAUUCUUUAGUCGGCUCGGGUUGGCGCCAAAGAAGGAAAAAACCCCGGAAAGAAGGUCUGGGAUCUUUUUUUUUUGUCACAUGAUCAACAGCCAUUGAUGGGUUGUGUGAGUUCGAAGCAGACAGUUUUGGUAACGCCUGCUUUCGAUCACUCAGGCGCUUUACGUGACAAUGCGGGUGCCGCCGGUAGCUCCGGGACCAAUUCGGGUCGGUACCGGAUCGGGUUCUCGGAGUUCGAGAAGAAGCGGAGCAGCGGCGGGAGCAAGAAGAAGAAAAAGAAUGGUAGUAACAGUGGGGGUGUGAGUGAUUUCGGUGGAGGUGGGUUCGGACUGAGUGGGAGCGACUUGGGUGAGUCCGGCCGGGGGAGUUCGAGAUCCGACUCACUGAGUUUGAGGUUGGGGAAUUUGCAAAAGUAUAUAGAAGGUGAACACGUGGCAGCUGGAUGGCCUGCUUGGCUUAGCGCCGUCGCCGGGGAAGCUAUCCAUGGUUGGGUUCCACUCAGAGCUGAUUCUUAUCAGAAACUUGAGAAGAUAGGGCAAGGUACGUAUAGCACUGUGUUCCGAGCUCGAGAUCUCGAAAGUGGAAGUAUAGUUGCUCUAAAGAAGGUGCGGUUUGACAAUUUUGAGCCUGAGAGUGUUCGAUUCAUGGCAAGAGAGAUACUGAUUCUUCGGAGGCUUGACCAUCCAAACAUCAUAAAAUUGGACGGGAUAAUUACUUCCCGAAUGUCGUGUAGCAUAUACCUUGUAUUCGAAUACAUGGAACAUGAUAUCACCGGACUUUUGUCUUGUCCUGACAUCAAGUUCAGUGACUCGCAGAUUAAAUGCUAUAUGAAGCAGUUGUUAUCUGGACUCGACCACUGCCAUUCGCGGGGUAUAAUGCACCGGGACAUUAAAGGAUCAAAUCUCCUUGUGAAUAAUGAAGGAAUCCUAAAGAUGGCUGAUUUUGGUUUGGCGAACUUUUACGGCUCUGGGCGCAGGCAACCAUUAACAAGUCGUGUUGUAACCCUAUGGUACCGUCCCCCGGAACUUUUGUUGGGUUCUACGGAUUAUACUGCAGCUGUGGAUCUUUGGAGUGUUGGCUGUGUAUUUGCUGAACUUCUUCUCGGGAAACCUAUUCUGCAAGGGAGAACAGAGGUUGAACAAUUGCAUAAAAUUUUUAAGCUUUGCGGCUCCCCACCCGAUGAUUACUGGAAAAAAUCGAGACUUCCUCAUGCCACAGUAUUCAAACCACAACAACCUUAUGAUAGUAGUCUUCGUGACGCUUUUAAAGAUUUACCAGCAACUGCUGUGAAUCUAAUAGAAACUUUGCUUUCAGUCGAGCCGUACAAGCGUGGGACUGCUUCCUUAGCUCUUGCUUCAGAGUAUUUCACGACAAAGCCUUAUGCAUGUGAUCCAUCGAGCUUGCCGGUUUAUCCACCUAGGAAAGAGAUAGAUGCAAAACAUCGUGAAGAGGCAAGGAGGAAAAAGAUAAGUGGAAGGGUUCGUGGGCCUGAAACAAGAAAGCCGAUAAGAAAACCCCAUGGCAUAACUAAAUUGGCACCUGUUGAGGAUGCUGCUGCGCAAGCUCAAGGUUCUCAGAAAAUUAAUGGUAACGGUGUGCACAAAGUGAAGCAAAGAAAUGCUACUAUCACCGAGGGAUUGACGAAUCCAUCUACUGAUUCAGUCGAAGAAGCUGCUCACAUAAAGCAUGCAUCCCAAGGUGAUAUUCCUUUCUCGGGUCCAUUACAAGUUUCUACAUCAAGUGGCUUUGCGUGGGCCAAAAGACGAAAAGACGAUGCAUCCAAAAGAUCUCACAGCAGAUCUAUAUCAAGAGGUCACGUUUAUAAUUCCUUAGAACCUUCUGCUCAGUUACACACACGAAAUAAUUGUGAUUCAAAACGACAUGAAAACGGGGAUGUAAUAUAUGGAGGUCGAACUGAUUCUAAAGGCCAUGAUUCAUAUGAAGCUGCCAAGCGUGCUAUGCAGAAACAGUGGAGCCAGUUUGAGCGACCGGAUUCCUUUGAUGCUUCUGACGAGUACCACUCACAAGAGUUAUCAUUGGCACUUUAUCAAAGAGAAGAAAUGGCGGCCAAGAGAAAUAAUUUGGAUUACCAAGAUGAAAGGGAAAAGGUCGAGUUCUCGGGUCCCUUAUUGUCUCAAUCACAUAGAGUUGACGAACUGUUGGAGCGAAACGAACGACAGAUUCGCCAAGCAAUACGAAAGUCAUGGUUCCAAAGAGGUAAAAAACAUGGGAAGUAAUAAUUCUUCAGGCAUUCCCAAGUGCAAAAAGCCAUAAGUUGCUGCAAAGGCCUGGCCCUUGAAUCAUAAUACCAACAACAUCAUCAACAUGAAUUUUGUCUGAAAAAGACGAAAAAAUUGUGAAGACAAAACUGGGAAACUGCAGUAUGAUAUGGUAAAGCUGUUCAUAUAGAGCUUUUAAGUGAAAGAGAAAAAGGGAAAUGAGGGCCCUGGAUAGUUAGCUAUGCUAAUAAGUCUCUUUUUUGCAAAGAACCAUGAUUGAUUUUUUUUUUCCCUUUAAAUUGAAGUUUUCUGCUCACUUUUUUGGAAUAGCAAUUGAUUGAGAGAAGCAGUCUUUUGUAUAUUAUAAAUCAUGAUUAAGGCUUAUAUAGUGUUACUUUGGUGUUCA